Molecule: messenger RNA, 564 nt
Organism: Quercus robur (English oak)
Lineage: Eukaryota; Viridiplantae; Streptophyta; Magnoliopsida; Fagales; Fagaceae
Product: pentatricopeptide repeat-containing protein At1g62680, mitochondrial-like
Exons: 2
Coding region: 1-564 (187 amino acids)
Molecular function (GO): protein binding
Source: RefSeq, a predicted model, not a curated record
AUGAAUCAACUGGAAAAGGAAACUCACCAUGGGUCUGUGUUUAGCGCUCGUCGAACUGUGGGUGGAUCGUGGGUGGAGCUCGGAGUGACUGUGGGUGGAUCGGGUAAAGGCAUUCAGCCAAAUCUUGUCACUUACACGUGCUUAAUUCAAGGUCUAUGCAAUUUUGGCCAGUGGAGGGAGGCUACUACUUUGUUGAAUGAGAUGACACAAAGGAAGAUCAUGCCAAAUGUGCAAACCUUUAGCAUAUUGGUGGACAGACUUUACAAGGAAGGGAUGUUGACCGAGGCAAAUGAAGUUUUUACCGUGAUGAUUCAAAGAGUCACAUAUAGCUCUUUGAUUGAUGGUUAUUGUUUACAAAACAAAAUGGAUGAUGCUAUCAAAACAUUUAAUAUGAUGGUUGAGAGAGGUUGUCCACUUGAUGUGUUUAGCUACAACAUAUUAAUCAAUGGAUAUUGCAAAAAUAAAAGAAUUGAUGAAGCAAGGAGUCUCUUUGAUGAAAUGUCCAACAAGGGAGUGGCUCCCAGCGUUGUGACUUAUAGCACUCUUAUAGGUGGGUUUUGUUGA